AUGCAGGCAUUGGUGGGUGAGGAGGUGCGCGCCCUGCUGGAAGAACUGAGCGACAGCGGUGGGAGGCCGACGCAGCUCAAGAACCUGCUGCCACGCUCCGUGCUCAACGUCAUUUUCCAGUUCUGCGCUGGCUACCGCUUCCCUCGCGGCGACCAGCAGCUGCACACGCUGAUCGACGUGCAGGACGAGCGUUCGCGCGCCUUCGACAUGACUGGAGGCAAGCUCAGCACCAUGCCGUGGCUGCGCUUCAUCCAGCCCGAGGCAACGGGCUACAACGCUAUCAACAAGUUCAACGAGAUAACAAGCGCCUUUUUUAUGAAACUUAUCGAAGACCACAAGGCCACAUAUGUUCCAGGGAAGAAAAGGGAUCUCAUAGAUGCAUAUUUGUGUGAAAUUGCAAAAUCUGAAGAAGCCCAAAAUGAUAACGCACCAUUUACGGAGGAUCAGCUUCUCAUGGUGUUAUACGACAUUUUUGUUGCUGGCUUGGAAGAAGUAAGCAACGCUCUUCGAUUUGCAUUUCUUAUGAUGUUACGGCAUCCCGAUGUCCAGGAACGAGUGCAGAAUGAGAUAAAAGAAGCAGUUGGUACUGACAGAUUUCCAACACUCGAGGACAAAGACAGAUGGGAGAGAUAG
Molecule: messenger RNA, 633 nt
Organism: Schistocerca gregaria
Lineage: Eukaryota; Metazoa; Arthropoda; Insecta; Orthoptera; Acrididae
Product: methyl farnesoate epoxidase-like
Exons: 5
Coding region: 1-633 (210 amino acids)
Biological process (GO): xenobiotic metabolic process
Cellular component (GO): cytoplasm; intracellular membrane-bounded organelle
Molecular function (GO): oxidoreductase activity, acting on paired donors, with incorporation or reduction of molecular oxygen, reduced flavin or flavoprotein as one donor, and incorporation of one atom of oxygen; iron ion binding; heme binding
Source: RefSeq, a predicted model, not a curated record